UCUAAGUGUUUUAUUUCCGCAUCGUUCAGACCGAGUGGCUCCACAAUGUACUGCAGCAACCUGAGACUGUUGAAGCAAUGGCUCCACUGCCUAACUACUAGUGAGAAACAAAACUGGAUCGAUACGGUGGGCGGGCUGGGCUGUAUCGUGAACACUCAUUGCAGCCACAGAAUUUGGCUGAACUUGUCGGCGAGCGAAGUGAGCCCCAUCUGGAAGUCUGAAUGCGGAAUUUUCUGUAACGGUGAAUGAACCCACGGACCAACAUGUUUAGUUCAACUCCACUUCAAAGCAACAUUUUCAAACUCUUCAAGAACAUUG
This is a messenger RNA of Geodia barretti, 318 nucleotides long. The record is from the annotation of a GenBank genome assembly. Lineage: Eukaryota; Metazoa; Porifera; Demospongiae; Tetractinellida; Geodiidae.